AUGUCAUCCAAGAAGGACGGCAAAGGAACUUGUGAACUGAAUAAGCACGACAUCUCCCUCAUCAACGAAAACACCAACUUUUAUGAUCAGCGGGGAGUCACUUUCUCUAUGCUGCAAAAGGUAAAUAAAAAAGUAGUGACAUCUUUAGGCUUGCUAUUCCAGGCUUCCCAAAAAAUUUUUCAGGGUUUUCAUCUAAUUUUAUAUUUCUUUACUUUACGUAUUUCUUUUAUUAAUCAGGGAUGUUUGCUCACAAGCUGCUUCAAUGGAGGUUCUUGUUUGCCUGACAAGGAAAAGCAAACAUUUUCAUGCUCGUGCCUACCACCUUGGACUGGAGACAGAUGUGAAGUUAAAUUUGGUUGUCAGCAAGAUUGGGUUCUUCAUGGAAAUUCAUGUUACUACGUCAGAUGCACUCCGACCGUCAGAUGGAGCGACGCUCGAGGGAUGUGUCAGUGUCUGGGAGGAGACCUCGUUAAAAUCAGAUCAAAAGAUGAGAAUAACUUUAUUCUUGAGCUGUUGAAAAACCAAAAAACGGUACAAAUAGAGGGUGCAUGGCUUGGUCUUUACAGAAAAACUUCGGAUGGAGAUGCGUUUUACUGGAUCGAUGGCACUCCACUAGCGGGUCAUUAUUCUGCAUGGGCAGACAACGAGCCAAAUAGCCGUAAUGAGAAAUGUGUCCAAAUAUAUGCGGCUUCAUAUAAACCUGGAGAGUGGAAUGACAAGCAAUGCAGUUUGCCUGUCUCAGAGCAGAGUAGAGCUCCGGUUGUCCUCUGUCAAAAAAGUCUCAUGCGAUCAUAGUGAAGAGGCGACCAUUUGGUUCUCACCUUACACACAUACUCGCCCCAGAAUUUCACUGGCGGG
This is a messenger RNA of Orbicella faveolata, 858 nucleotides long. Its product is annotated as C-type lectin domain family 4 member E-like. Lineage: Eukaryota; Metazoa; Cnidaria; Anthozoa; Scleractinia; Merulinidae. The record is from RefSeq and is a predicted model, not a curated record.